Molecule: messenger RNA, 1992 nt
Organism: Penicillium diatomitis
Lineage: Eukaryota; Fungi; Ascomycota; Eurotiomycetes; Eurotiales; Aspergillaceae
Product: fungal specific transcription factor domain-containing protein
Exons: 8
Coding region: 1-1992 (663 amino acids)
Source: RefSeq, a predicted model, not a curated record
AUGUUCAAGAGCAGGGGCGUCAUGUCAGGGCCAAAGCCGACUAAGGCUUGCGUCAAUUGCCGACGACUAAAGUGUGCUGAGAUCAUCUUAGAUGAAAUGCGAAGUCUCGGGUGCACCUCCAUGCCGCCGCUGUCGUCACAAUCAAAUACCUUGUAUAUUCAAACCUCGCGCCAAUGUAAGUAUUGCACAGUAGCAUGUGGAGUAUCUACAGCAUUGAGACACCCGAGCUUACACUUUUUUUUACAAAUUUGGAAGGCAUCAGCAUUGCAUGAAUUGAUUGAUGAAGCCCACGGCGAGCUCGUCAAUUCUCAACGGCCAGCAUUUGAUCAGCAAGUCAUUCUUAACCGACUCGAUCGAAUCGAGGCCGCAUUAGGAAUUAGCAAUUCUGCGUCACCGUCAGUCACUUUGACUGAAACUGGAGACGAUGAACGUCUGGACGACAAUGCAUUCAUGCAAGGUCUGUGGAACGCAAUGGCAGAUCUGAGGACGAUAACGCGCCCAGUUCCAGAGGAAAGGAUAUGGUCAAGACCAGUCGUGAGAAGUCUGUGGAGCGCGUUUCUCGAGAAUUUACCGCUCCUCCACUUCCUCAAAGAUAGAAUAGUGUUUGAGUUGCCCACACCUUUGCUUCUAGCCUCAGUGCUUUACAUCUCUGCGCUGCUCAGCAAACAACCAGACCUUGCAGUGACGGAAUCUGGUUACUUCAACGCCAUGUGUUGUGCAAUAUCCCAAUUGAUCAAUCCUUGUACUAGGAGGCUUUCGGCAUCAACAGGAGGCACCGCAAAGGAGGCCUACUCAACGGUUUCGUCAGUUCAUAAACAAGAUGAAGUCUUCCAUAAUAUUCUCGGCUUGAUCAUGGCCACUCUAAGCUCUGAGGCAUUUGUCAACUCCACAGGCUCAUGGAUUGCAAUUGCCUAUAGACUUUGGCUUGAUCAUUGCCCUGCUGAGGCGGAUCCCAAUCAUUCUGACUGGCGGGCUCUAUUCUGUGGCCUACAGCUCAUCGACAUUGAGCAUGCUUCAAUGCAUAUGACAUAUCCGUUGCUACCUCGCCAGCCGCCAAGAUUCAGAUCUCAGCGACUCGAUACACAUGAGGGCAACGCUUUUCAAGAUCUCGCUAAUAUGAUGCAUUACGGUCUGAGUCAUUUUGUUGGCAAAGGACUGCCAACAAUCUGGUGUGCAAUCAAUACCGACCUCGCCGCAGAUACGCCUUCACUCGAAUCGAAUUUUUCAAGCCAUGAUUCCGAUGUCAUUCGACUGUGGGCGCGCAAGUUGGAUGAUUGGCUUGUGCGGUAUAACGGCACCUCACAACCUAGUCCGUCAGAUCGACAGGGAAUUUUGAUUUUACUGCAAUAUCAUUUGCACAAGCUCUAUGUGCUCUCUAUAUACUACCCAGCCCGGGGGUUUGACUUGAGUGCCGCAAAGAUCACCCCAGCCGAAAGGCACGAGUUGCUCGUCUCGGCUAGAGCCGUGCUGCGACUACGGCAAGAUGAUACCAGUAUUUGGUCCAACUGGGAUUUGAUCAUGAUAACAUGGGCUGCAAUGCUACUAUUGCGCGGCGUGGAAGACGGCAUGACGCAUCAAGAUGAUCUUCACCUCAUCCAAGCUCAUUUUCAAAGUCUGGAAAGAAGUCACCCGUCGACAAUGAGCAUUCACACCGUCUUGUCUCGGCGACUAGAGUCAAACAUGCAAGCAAUGCACACCCCUCCAAAUCACGGCUCCGUGCUCGCCUUUCCCGGUCCGAUAACCGACGACUCCUGGACCAUCUUCGACCAAGAAAUCAUGUUCCUUGCCAACCCAUCUUGGCUGUACCAGGAAAGUGCGGCUCUGCCGGAUCCCCAGAAAGCCUCGACUUCGACGCUGCCCGUUGUCCCAUCGGGAUCCACGUAUGACUCUGGGCUUCUGGUCGACAAUGGCCAGCAAUUACACUCUGGCGCCCAAUGGAGUGAUAGUGAUCCGGGUCAUUUACGACAUUCCAUGCCGUCCGUAUUGAAUUGA